Molecule: messenger RNA, 6646 nt
Organism: Carcharodon carcharias (great white shark)
Lineage: Eukaryota; Metazoa; Chordata; Chondrichthyes; Lamniformes; Lamnidae
Gene: pcf11
Product: PCF11 cleavage and polyadenylation factor subunit
Exons: 16
Coding region: 202-5880 (1892 amino acids)
Biological process (GO): termination of RNA polymerase II transcription
Cellular component (GO): mRNA cleavage factor complex; cytoplasm
Molecular function (GO): mRNA binding; RNA polymerase II complex binding
Source: RefSeq, a predicted model, not a curated record
UUUUGUAUCAGGAGAGGAGAGAGGACAGAAGUGUUGAGCUGUUGAGGGCAGUUUAGUAUUGUUUUUCUCCUGAUUUUGAGGAAGGACUUCCGUACCAUGUGUAAAUUUAGAGCAUAGAUACUUAUUUAUAUUCAAAAGAAAGCCGUUCUUUUACUAUUUAAGAGCUAUCAGCGAACGCAAGUUUAAAAUUAAAACGCAACGAUGGCGGAAGACACGGCCAAGGCGGACGCCUGUAAAGAAUACCAGUCGUCUCUCGAAGACCUAACUUUCAACAGCAAACCCCACAUCAAUAACCUGACCAUCCUGGCCGAAGAGAACCUGAAGUACUCGCCGGAAAUCGUCAAGUUAAUCGAAGCACAAAUAACCAAGGCCCCAGCUUCAGAGAAGCUCCCAGUAAUGUACCUCAUGGAUUCCAUUGUGAAGAAUGUUGGAGGAAGCUAUAUUUCACUGUUUGCUCAAAACUUAAGUCCUAUAUUUUCUAGUGUUUUUGAAAAGGUGGAUGAGAGCACUAGAAAAAGUUUGUUUAAAUUGCGCUCUACAUGGGAUGAAAUGUUUCAACUGACGAAACUUUAUGCCUUAGACGUCAAAGUCAACAAACUAGAUCCUGCAUGGCCUAUUAAGCCUUUACCACCAAAUGUGAAUAGUUCAAGCAUUCAUGUAAAUCCCAAGUUUUUAAACCGAUCGCUUGAAGAACCUACCACCUCAAGUUCCACAGUUGCUCCUGUUAACUCAGCUAAACAAAACAUUGCUGACUCUCAGAAAAACGUAACACAGGAGCAAGAGCAGUUUAUAAGACAACAGCUGUUAGCAAAACAAAAACAGUUACUUGAGUUGCAACAGAAGAAGUUGGAGCUGGAAUUAGAGCAGACGAAGGCACAGCUGAUUGCCUCACUUGCUUCCCAACAUCCUAUUCCUGAUUCAGCGGUAACCCUUGGACAUUCCAAACUACACGUGCCAAUCACAAAGGUUUCUCCUAUGCUUUCAAUGGGAACAGCAAAGCCAACUCCAGCUACAGUUAGACCCUUGCAGCAAGAAUCAGCAGAGUUAGAAAAAUUUCAGGCAACACAUGUCAGUGAUACCAAAGUGUCAAAUCGAGACCCUCGGAUAAAUAGGCUCAGCCAACAGUCAACUCAUUCAAAAGAGCCUGUUAAAAAAGAAGGCCCAGUGCAAACGGAAAAAUUAGAGAAAACACCAGUAAGCAAAAGAAAUAGCCCAGCUGGAGGACCUUCUGAUAGGACGGAAAAUCAAAUUAGUACAUCAAAACAAGAUAAAGAUAAGAACUGUGAGAAAUUGAGAAAGGAAUCCAGAGCUUCAGAAGGAAAAUCUAAAUUGGUUUCGCCAGUGAAAAAUAAGUUGCCUGUUAAAAAUGCCAAAAAAGUGGACACUGAGAGGGUAAAAAUAGAAGUCAGUAAAAGAGAUCCAAGAUUGCGCAAGUCUUCUCAGGAUAAGACUGAUAAAGUAGAAACAAAAGAAAAGAGGGCAAGUGCAGAAAAAAAAGUAGAGGAUGAUCAAAGUAAAGGGACUGAACGUAAACCUUCAGUGAUAAGAAAUAAAGCAAUCAAUGGUGUUCUUUUGAAAAAUGAAAAGGACGGAAAAGAGAUUGGAAAGGAUGCACCUAAAUCUGGAGGAUUUAAUUUUAGAUCACAUUCUAGAUCUUCAAGAUCACGAUCCCCAAGAUCACGCUCACCAAUAUCACGGUCACCUGUAUCACGUUCUGCCAGACAAAGAGGGAGAUUGUCACCAAAAAGGAGGCGUACAAGUGUUUCACCACUUUCCAAAACACAGGACAAAGAAAAGUCAGUAAAGAGAUCCCUGUCUGAUGAGUAUAAACAGAAUGCUAGUAACUGGGAACGCCGAGAUGUUAGAAAGAAAGGCAAUGCGAAACCAGAAGUAAGAGAUCCAAGGAAAUUGAAGAGAACACGGGAGGAUAGAUGUCAGGAAUCCCAGGUUGCACGCCCUGAAAACAGGAAUUCCCCAAGACGCUCUCCUGAGCCAAAGGAGAAUGUUGAAAACUGGCAUGACCAGCCAUCUGCAAAAAGAUGGAAGUCUGGGUGGGAGGAAACUAAAAGCGUGAAGCAGAAACAAGAGACUCAGGCACAUACAAAGUUUCCUCAUCAACAGAAGGAUGUAUAUCCUGGAAAUAAAGGUAUUCUGUCACCUCGAACACCAAGGCAGCAAAGGAUGAGUGUUGAUGCAAACUUACAAAUCCCAAAAGAAUUGACAUCUGCUAACAAGAGAGACUUAUUGAAAAAAGCAAAUCAACGACUAGCAGCUGCAGAAAUAAGUUAUGAUGAGUUUCUUGUUGUUGCUCAUCAAAUCAAUCAGCUGUUCCAGUAUCAAGAGGAAAAGAGUAGAUCUAGUGACUGGCAAGCAUCCCAUGUUACCCCCAGAGGUUUUAAAACUGAACUUAAAGGUGAAUCUCCAUUAGCUAGAAACCAAGGUAAAGGUGCGCCAUUGUCCGAAGCAGAACUGAGCUAUCUUGAGCACAUGUCUAAAUUAAAAAGAACCAGGGUUCAGUUAGAAAAAUCACAUGAAACAGAAUCUCGUUGGAAAACAAGAGAGGCUCAUAAUAAAGAUAUAUCGGGUGAUCUGCCGCUUAGUGUAAGAGAAGAUGGUGACCAAGGCAGCAAGUCUCCAAAUAUGAGCAGCAAUUCUUACUUACUAAUGGAAAGACAUGAUACAAGAGGUACUGGUCAAGAAAGGAAACUUGGAGAAAAAAGAGAGGCCAGUGAGAGUGGACGUGGACAUUACAGUGAAGGAAGACAUUCGGAAAGAAGAAAGCUGUGUGACAUUAAGCCUGCAAGACGUUCUCCUGUUGGCGAUAGACAGUUGCAUGACAAACAUUGUGACCAUGUAUCACCACUUCGUCAACGUAUGAGUCCUUUAGCAGAUGAGGAGAGAAACCAAAGUAACAUACGAGAUAGCAAAAAGCAUGGAGAUGACAAGUUAUCAAUUAAACAAAUGAGAAGUUCUCCUCCAAUUCCUGAAGAUCGAUACAAAACGGAUUCUAACCACGGGAAGUUGUGUAAUAACUGGACGGAGCCAAGGAACGAACAUAAAGAUCAGCGGCAGGGGUCAAAACAUCAGCCCGUGGUUGAAAGAGACCUUCAAGAAUUUGGUCCAAGAGAUGGACAAGACAUAAAAAGAGAAGAACCAAGACCUCAUUGUGACCGUCAUUCAGAGGAAAGACCUGCCUAUGAUGCACCACAGAGAAGCAAUGGAUUAGUUGAGAGUUCAAGGCUAAGAUCUGGGAUACUUGAAAUGCCUCAGAGAUUUAGAGAAGUUACCGAUAGACCAGGACAAGGAAAACCUGGGUCUGCAAGAAAUCUGGAAAAAUUGAGAACUGAUGACACCGUUGAACCAGACAGGGCAUGGCUUCGUAGUCGAAAUGGAUCCCCGAGUUGUGAUGGCUGCAUUGCUGGAUCUAGGAUGAGGUUGCAGGAAUCCCCUGAAACAGUUAUCCAACCAAUUGAUAGUCCCCCUGAGCAACCUCGUCAUUGGAUUGAGGGUAUUCCCAGGCAACCUGCUGCACACUUUGAUGGUCUAAGUGGUGCCCACUCUGGACAGCCUGGUUCGUGCUUUGAUGGCCCACACAGGGGACAGCCUGGUGCAUGCUUUGAUUGUCCAGGUAAUUUACACAUAGGGCAGCCAGGUGUACGCUUUGAUGGCCCAUGUGGCCCUCGUUCUGGGCAGCCUGCAUUGCGUUUUGAUAGUUCUCGCCCAAGACAGCCUGGGCCACGUUUUGACAGUCCUCGUAUAGGGCAGCCUGGGCCACGUUUUGAUGGUCCUCGCCCAGGGCAACCUGGACUGCGUUUUGAUGGCCCACAUCCGGGACAGCUUGGGGCACGGUUUAAUGGUCCACACCCAGGGCAGCCUGGAACAUGCUUUGAUAGUCCAGGCGGUCACCCUGGGCAGCCUGGAGUACACUUUGAUGGUCCACAGCCUGGCACUCGCAUGGAUGGUUCACAUCCUGGGCAAUCAUGUGGUCACUUUGACAAUCCAGUUGGCCACCCUGGCACGCGCUUUGGCCCACACACAGGUCAGCCAGGCACACAGUUAGAAAAUCCUGGAAAUCAUCUAGGGCACCCUCGCUUUGAUCCACACCCCGGGCAAGCUGCCAUACACUUUGAUAGCCCACAUCCUCGUCCAUCUGGUGCACGCUUUGAUAGUCCAGAUGGUCUCGGGCAGCCCUGUUUGCGUUUUGAUGGCCCUCAGCCUGGGCAUCCCAGUAUCCGCUUUGAUGGCCCAAGUUCUCGCCUAGGGCAACCUGUCACACGAUUUGAUGGUCCACAUCCAGGGCAGCCCAGUGCACAUUUUGAAGGCCCAGGUGGUCACCCAGCACAGUGUACUGUGCGAUUUGAUAGUCCACAGUUGGGACAGCCUGGCGCACACUAUGAUGGUUCAGGCAGUCACCCAGGGCAGCCUGCCAUUCGUUUUGAUGGUCCUGCUGGGACUCGGUUUGACAUUAUUGCUACACAGCCUGGUGCAUAUUUUGAUAGUUCUCGUGGACCACAAUUUGAAGGGGCUUCGAUGCAUCCUGAUCCUAGAUGCAGUGUUGCUGGUCAUUUGUUCAAUGGUCAUCCUCCAAGUUCACAAUAUCAGGGAAGAUUUGAUGGACAGUCUGGACCCAGAUUUAAUAUGCCUCAAGGAUCUCAUUAUAAUGAAUCUGCCGUACAUGGAGCAACAACAUUGGCCAACCCAGCCUAUGGAUCCGCUGGUCCUUGUUUUGAUGGUCAGACACCACUGCCUCGGUUGGCAGGACCCCAUAAUAAUGACCAAUAUGAUUCAGCACGUGGAACGUUUUACAGCAGUAACCUUCCUGCAUCAUUACCUGAAAACAUGCAUCAACUGCAGCCUGUUAAUGCCAUGACUGGUUUUUCUCAAAACCAGGCUCCUUUUAGUCAAGGCCAGCAGUUCAUACCCCCUCAAUCUUCUGUUCCAGUUACACAGAUUCAGCAAGGACCAUCUUUUGCACCUUUGGAUAAUCAUUUGGGACAGCUGGAUGUUAAUGAGCUGUUUUCCAAGCUGCUUUCAACUGGAAUUCUAAAGCCAAAUCCAGUAGAAUCUGUCCAAGCACAGUCUGAAGUGUUUCCAGAAGGCGAUCCUCAGGCUCAAGCUUUAAUUGAUGAUGAUGAGGAGGAAGAAAAUGAGGAAAACAUUCCAGAUCUUACUGGCUUUCAAAUUGAGGAAUUGAAGCAGAGAUAUGAUGGUGUCAUCAGUCGACUAUACACAGGUAUUCAGUGUUAUUCCUGUGGAAUGAGGUUCACAGCUUCGCAAACUGAUGUUUAUGCGGAUCACUUAGACUGGCAUUAUCGUAUGAACAGAAUGGAAAAGGACAUCACUAAGAAAGUGACUUACAGAAAGUGGUACUACAGUUUAACUGACUGGAUAGAAUUUGAGGAAAUUGCUGACCUGGAAGAACGUGCAAAGAGUCAGUUCUUUGAGAAGGUCCAUGAAGAAGUUGUACAGAGAACACAAGAAGCUGCAAAGGAAAAGGAAUUCCAAAGUGUCCCUGCUGGGCCGGCUGGAGUACAUGAGGUCUGUGAAAUUUGUCAAGAGGCUUUUGAGCAGUACUGGGAUGAGGAUGAGGAAGAGUGGCAUCUGAAAAAUGCGGUUCGUGUGGAUAAUAGAACAUAUCACCCAGCAUGUUAUGAAGAUUACAAAAAUGCUUCAUUUACAGAUUCAACUCCAUCUCCGAGUGAAGCUCCUAUAGAAAAUCCACUACAUUCAGUUAUUAAACAGGAGCAAUUGGAUAGUAGUUGCAAGACCCCAGAUCCUACUAACAGCUGUAAAGAUACUGAGAAUGAAGGGAGCUGUGUGUUGACAGAUGAUAAUAAAACUGAAAAAGAUGCUGCAACUGUGAAAAUGGAAACAGUCUAGGUCUUCCUUUGAUGAAGAAAAUGAUUUUUUGUUGACCAUUACAAACUUUAGUAUUACAAGAAGAAGCAGAUUCAAGAUGAAUGGUUGGAUUUGAUGUAUCCUUUUGUAUGAGGGUGACUAUUGUAUGACAUGAAGUGAUACUACCUCUUGCUAAGUUGAAAUCAUUGGGAAACAUGCAAAGCAGCAAUAGUACAUGCUACCUUCAAGGAACAUGUCAAAUUUGAACUUCUCCCCUUUUGUUUAUAUUUUAUUAUUUGAGGCAGGGAUCUCAGCAGAAGUUAUAUUGAAUACAUUUUGGUAUUUGUAUGUUCAACUGCAUGUGCAGUUCAGGUGUGUAUUACUGUGAGAGUGCUGCCAAUGAGUGAAUGCACUUGGGGAAUGAAAAUGUUACUUUUGUAAGAAUGUAAAUUCUAAAAACAAUAAAAUAUUUUUGAAAUAUGUUUUGUGUACAGUUGAUGGAAAGUAUUUAAGUUAAUUUUUUUUAAAUAUUUAUGGUGCAAUGGAAAUUAAUACUUCGGUUUAUUUAGGAAAUAAAAUUUGUUAAAACUACAGGAUCUAAACUAUUGAAAAUAGAAAUAAAACUUGAUAUUUACCUGACAUAAAAGUUAUUUUGUUUUUCAUGUGGAUUCCUGCAUUAGUAGUUGUUUUGAUAAGUUAGUAAAUCUUCAUACAGCAAAACGAUCUAUGCACCUGAAAACAAUGCAGUGUUGAAACCAUUAGAAGUUAACCUUGUAUGUACUAAACUAAAUAAACCGUCUGCACAAAA